UAUUCCAGAUCACAGUUUUGAGAUAAAGUUUAAUAAAAAUCUUUGCGCCAAUGAAAGCCUACCCUUUCACGUCCACCACCGCCACCACAAUGCGACAGAACUGCGGAGGAAGCCUUAUGUUUAACAUGUAUCUCUCAGACCCCACAGAAAAUCUUCUGAAGGAAAGCAAAAGCUCCUCUUGGACCCCUAUCAACACAGGCGUGCAAAAAGGAAGUGGACAAAUCCAGCUAUGGCAGUUUCUUCUGGAGCUGCUGUCUGACAGCGCCAAUAUGACUUGCAUCGCCUGGGAGGGAACCAAUGGAGAAUUUAAACUGAUAGACCCGGACGAGGUGGCCAGACGGUGGGGGGAACGCAAGAGUAAACCGAACAUGAACUAUGACAAACUGAGCCGAGCUCUGCGUUAUUACUACGACAAAAACAUCAUGACCAAGGUGCACGGAAAGCGCUACGCGUACAAAUUUGACUUUAACGGCCUGGCGCAAGUGUGCCAGCCCACCUCAACCGAACAAGCUAUUUACAAAUUUCAGAGCAACUUCGCUCCCAUCCAGUUUUCAGGCAUUUCCAAACUCAGUCUGGUCGCUCCAGGUGCUGGUCCGUCGGGGUUCUCAUACUGGCCCGGAUCUCCUCCGACCCUCUAUCACAGCCACAACCUGCAACCGCCAGGACCCUUCGGUGCCGUGUCUGCGUCUCAUUUAAGUUGCGUUAACAAUAUCAACAGUUUAAAUAACCUGAACAAUAUCAAUAAUCACUAUAACUGAUUUUUUUAUUCGUCUCAGGAUAGACUACACAAGGCUAACAUUCAAAAGCGCAACUGACUGAUUUCAAUAUUGUAGACUAAUCACACCCCAGAUAAGAAACAAAAUGAAAAAGGCCUUUAACAUUUAAGGAUAAUUUGGGAAUAACAUUUGGUGGAUUGUUAGUGUUGAUCACAAGACAAGAAAGCAAUUUAGCGCCAUCUUAUGGAAAAUAAAUCACACCAUCACUCUGUAUCUGGUUAAUUCAUCAUUAAAAUCAGCCGGACAACAGAAAGUCUUCGUAGCCUGCAGAAGUGAAGAGAAAAUUCUACAUGGUAUGAGAACAAAUGGUAAGAAGCAAACAUCUGUUCGCUACUACACUUUUGUAAUCGAGCAUAGUUAACACUCAAAUAUUUUUAUUUAUUUAAAGUCGAUAUUUACUCGUGGACGGUGUAGGUCUGAAUAUUGGGCAUAGGGCUACAUUUAAGAAGCGUAUGUCCUCAUAAACCGUAAAUAAUUAAUAUUUAAUUUGUAUUGCCCACUUUAACACACAAGGACUGAUCAGCAUUCUGUGUCCUUUUCUUGUUUUCACUCGACUGAUCAUUUGGCUAUAAUGUAUUUUGCUUGUGACAAUACAUUAAAAUUGUUAAUGUAAAAUCA
Molecule: messenger RNA, 1394 nt
Organism: Labeo rohita (rohu)
Lineage: Eukaryota; Metazoa; Chordata; Actinopteri; Cypriniformes; Cyprinidae
Gene: fev
Product: FEV transcription factor, ETS family member
Exons: 3
Coding region: 51-758 (235 amino acids)
Biological process (GO): cell differentiation; regulation of transcription by RNA polymerase II
Cellular component (GO): nucleus
Molecular function (GO): sequence-specific DNA binding; DNA-binding transcription factor activity, RNA polymerase II-specific
Source: RefSeq, a predicted model, not a curated record